AUGAAUUGCAUCCAGCCAUCUGGUGGCAAAAAGAAAUCACACAGCUCCCAAAUAAAAAAAGAGGAAAAAUGUUAUGCCACAUUCACACGGCAAGAAAGCUUCAACAGUGGAUUGGAGGGAGGGAACCUUCCAAAGAAAUUCAAAAGCGAUACCCACAGAGUCACACGAUGCGUAAAUAUCAACUGGGAAAAGGACAUUGCCAGUGUGAAAAAAGUCAUAGGGAGGAACCUCGGGAGGAAAGGGGAAGAAGUUCAUAGCCAUUACCACAAAGGGGAAAAUGACACCAUACUGAAACUACCAUACGUAACGAUAGAACAUUCCAUAAAGAGGAAAGCACUGCUGACACACGCAGCGGCAGCAGUUGCAAUUGAACACGACAUUGACAACAUAUUAUUAAUACAAUUGGGAAAGCACAUCUACACAAUGGAACUUCCACAAAGCACAGUGCGGUAUUUCAAAUGUGUGACAGCUGCCGUCAGAAAGUCGGUUUUUUAA
This is a messenger RNA of Trypanosoma brucei brucei TREU927, 495 nucleotides long. RefSeq lists its product as hypothetical. Lineage: Eukaryota; Euglenozoa; Kinetoplastea; Trypanosomatida; Trypanosomatidae. The record is from RefSeq and is a predicted model, not a curated record. Bases 1 to 495 code for a protein of 164 amino acids. The transcript has a single exon.